Pocillopora verrucosa is the source of this 491-nucleotide messenger RNA. Its product is annotated as U6 snRNA-associated Sm-like protein LSm5. The record is from RefSeq and is a predicted model, not a curated record. Lineage: Eukaryota; Metazoa; Cnidaria; Anthozoa; Scleractinia; Pocilloporidae. Gene Ontology annotation, biological process: mRNA splicing, via spliceosome. Gene Ontology annotation, molecular function: RNA binding. Gene Ontology annotation, cellular component: U6 snRNP; Lsm1-7-Pat1 complex; U4/U6 x U5 tri-snRNP complex.
UUGGCCAGCAAAGGUGCUUACGAACCGAAAGUACGUGGUAUAUGUGGAUAACAAGAUGGCGGCUGUUGCAAACGAAUCCCAAUUAAUUCUACCGCUAGAAUUAAUCGACAAGUGCAUUGGAUCUCGAAUUCACAUUGUCAUGAAGAGUGAUAAGGAGAUUGUCGGAGUUCUUCUGGGGUUUGAUGAUUAUGUCAACAUUGUUUUAGAAGAUGUUACAGUAUUUGAAAGCACACCAGAAGGACGAAGAAUGACAAAACUUGACCAGAUUCUGCUCAAUGGGAAUAACAUAACCAUGCUCAUUCCUGGUGGAGAGGGCCCGGAGAUAUGAUGUGUGCAACAAGCAUGGAAAGGAAUCAGCCGCUAAAAUCAUACAUCUGUAUAUACAAUGUCUGUUUUAAACAGAUACACUCAGAGAUCCUUCCCUCAUUUACAGCUGUAUUAGUUUCCAAAUGAAAAAGAAAUAGAAUUAAAGAAAACAUGUGGAGUCUUGA